AUGAAUCUAAGUUUUCUGUUUGUAGUCCUUGUUGUUCUAGUUCUUGCAUCCCCAGCAUCUCUGCAUGCAAGUUCCCUGGAAGAUGGUUCUAAUUUCACCUCAUCGCGUGAGUUCAAAGGCUUUCGUUGUCAGAGACCCUUCUCAACAAUGAGUUCCUUAAAGCGAAUUGGCGAUUCUGAGGCUCACGGAAACUGUGAUUUUCACUAUUUCCAAAUUGAAAACGCCUCCACGAGGGUUCAUUGUGAAAUUCUGACGCCACCUCAAUCAUCUGGUGAACGCGUUGAGGAGCCUUUAACUUGCAAUGUGGAGUUUAACAUCGUCGCGCGGUUGGCUAAAGAUGCUUCAGAGCGUUUCGAACAGAGUGUGGGGAACCUGAAGAGGUAUCCCGUCAUGGCAACUUCAGCCUCGGCUGCACAGACGGGGUUGCUGGACUCUGAAGACCCCUGGCGGUACACCUUUGAGCUUCGCUCCACUUUAGAACGGGGAACUGCGAUAACCUACAAAGGCUAUAACAGUCAAGGCUAUAGCCUCUGUUGCAGUGCCAUUCAAGAAGCGAAGUGUGAAUGGGUUUAUCGAGAAGAGGAUGGUCUUUCUGUAGACUCAACGGAGUCCUUGGACGACGUGGCUAACGAACAAAUUACGGCGCAACAGGUGUUGUCCGACUGCUCCCUGCCGCUGCCGGAUUUUGGAGGAGGGAAUGGUUCCACCCUCUCAUCUACAUAUUCGCCGUUGGAGUGUGGGGUGUUUCACAUAAAGGUCACUCGCACCCUGCAUCGUUAUAUUUUGGGACCCUGGGAAGCGAGACUUGAGCUGUGGCGACAGCGCGCGUCGUUUGCUGCUGAGGGGAAAGAAAGGGACAGGACGCCGUCUGGAAUAGACCCUGAGGUACUGGGGCGUGUAAUCGUGCCGUUUGAGCUGCCCAAAGUGGAGGAGAUGGAAGUUAAGGAUGCGGAGGCCCAGUCCCUGCUUCCGGUUGUCAUUUCAACAGCUACUGAGUCCAAUGAUGGGGACCUAUAG
Molecule: messenger RNA, 1017 nt
Organism: Phytomonas sp. Hart1
Lineage: Eukaryota; Euglenozoa; Kinetoplastea; Trypanosomatida; Trypanosomatidae
Source: the annotation of a GenBank genome assembly